Molecule: messenger RNA, 649 nt
Organism: Helianthus annuus (common sunflower)
Lineage: Eukaryota; Viridiplantae; Streptophyta; Magnoliopsida; Asterales; Asteraceae
Product: ethylene-responsive transcription factor ERF096
Exons: 1
Coding region: 1-477 (158 amino acids)
Biological process (GO): regulation of DNA-templated transcription; ethylene-activated signaling pathway
Molecular function (GO): DNA-binding transcription factor activity; DNA binding
Source: RefSeq, a predicted model, not a curated record
AUGUACAUGCAUGCAUGGGCGUUUAAUUCCAAUUGCUGUAUACCACAAAAUAUCAAUAACUAUUAUUUCAUGGAUCAUGACGAUGACGACGGAGGUUCCAAGGACCACAAAAAGGAUGGUCGAGGAGGGGUGGAGGAAGUGAUCAAAUACCGCGGGGUUAGGAGGCGGCCAUGGGGGAAGUUUGCUGCGGAGAUUCGUGACAUUGAUAGGAACGGUAAAAGGGUUUGGCUAGGGACAUUUGAAACGGCAGAGGAGGCAGCUAGAGCUUACGAUAGAGCCGCCUACCAAAUGAGAGGCCACAUGGCGGUUCUUAAUUUUCCUGCUGAAUACCCACCAACGUUUUCUGCAGCUGCUUACACGGCUGCCAUGUCAGGAGAAGGAGAGUGUUCUUCUAUUGGUAAUGUGCAAGGAAGGCAAGUGUUUGAAAUCGAGUACUAUGAUGAUAAGCUGUUAGAGGAACUUCUUGAUUACAAAUAAAAAUUGUUAAGAAGGUAUAAUGUUGCACUUUUCAUUUGUCAUUCAACUAGUUGUUUCCCAACGUGCGCUACCGCGCUGAUUUUUUCAGUUGUGGUUUUCUGUUUUUAGUCAACAAUAUAUAGUUUAAAGAUAAAAGUACCAAAUCUGCUAAUAGUAUUGUUAUAUACAAAAC